Molecule: messenger RNA, 1097 nt
Organism: Triticum dicoccoides
Lineage: Eukaryota; Viridiplantae; Streptophyta; Magnoliopsida; Poales; Poaceae
Product: cytosolic sulfotransferase 15-like
Exons: 1
Coding region: 20-988 (322 amino acids)
Molecular function (GO): sulfotransferase activity
Source: RefSeq, a predicted model, not a curated record
UCCACCUCUCACUCUCAGUAUGGCACAAGUUGAGUCUGAGAUCAAAGAGAGCUCUACUAAUGACCCAACUGAAGCUCUCGUGGCCACACUUCCCACAAGGGAAGGAUGGUCGACGCCGCUCACCCUCUACAACAAGUGCUGGCUGAGAUCACACAUGGUGAGAAGAUUCAUGCUGGUGAGAGACAACUUCAAGCCCCGGCGCGACGACAUCAUCCUCGCCACCCACCCCAAGAGCGGCACCACCUGGCUCAAGGCCCUCGCCUUCACCAUCUCCGCCCGCUCCCGCUGCGACCUCACCGACAGCCCUCUGCUCACGACCAACCCGCAGCGUGUCGUGCCCUUCAUCGGAGCCGUGGGCGGAGACCUCGACUUCCUCGAGACGCUCCCUUCGCCGAGGCUGCUCGCCACCCACCUGCCUCCCUCGCUGCUCCCGCCGGCCAUCUCCACCGUCGGCUGCAGGGUCGUCUACCUCUGCCGCGAGCCCAAAGACGCCUUCGUGUCAAGGUGGCACUUCGACAACAAGAUGGGCAAAGGGGCUCCUAUCGCCCUCGACGAUGCAUUCAGCAUGUUCUGCGAAGGGUUCUCCCCGUUCGGGCCGUUCUGGGACCAUUAUCUCCAGUACUGGAAAGAAAGCUUGGCGAGGCCGCAAGAGGUGAUGUUUCUCAAGUAUGAAGAGAUUGUGUCCGAUCCGCUCACGGUCGUUAGGAAGCUCGCAAGCUUCCUGGACGUGCCCUUCACGGAAGAGGAGGAGAAGAGUGGGGUCGUCGAUCAGGUUGUGAGCUUCUGCAGCUUCGAAUCACUUCGCAACCUAGACGUUAACAAAACAGGCGGUGCGGAGCGUGCAGGAGGUAAGAUAUUCAUCCAGCACUCCUCACUGUUUAGGAAAGGGAAGGUUGGGGACUGGGUGAACCAUAUGAGCGAAGAAAUGGGAGAAAAAAUGGAUCGCCUCGUGGAGGAAAAGUUCAAAGGAUCUGCUCUAGAGUUCUGAGGUGCAUUCUUGUCUUGCAUCUAGCAGUGGGAGUGCCUAUAAUAUUAUAUUGAUGUAUCAUGAAGUCUAUGUACACCGCAAUAAAAUUAAAUAAUCAUGUUUAUGGUGA